GUUUAUAAUCGUUUUUGUGUGCGAGUUGCGUUGGCAUUACCCGCGCUGUCGUUUGUAUACCUCGUAUACCUACAGAAAAUAUUUCUGCUCGACAGUUCUUUUUUUUUAAAAAAAGCGCCCUCAUGUCCUCCAUGUGGUCGAUAGUGAAAACACGAUUUUAGUGAAGCAACAACGACGCAUCAUAUAGUUGCCAUAGUCUCUUCGGAAUUGAAAGCACACACGGAAAAGCCGAAUUAAAAGUUUAAUAUACAAUAAUGGAGAUCGAAAUUCUGGUUGCUUCAAACUCAAAAUUCAUUGAAAAUAUAAAGGUCAAUCCAAGUACCACGAUAGGUGAAAUAAAAAAAGGACUUUAUAAGAGUAAAAAAGCCCCAUACUCUGAUAGGCAGAGCUUGAGAACUCAACCUAAAGGAAAAUCGUUAGCUGACACUGAUACAAUAAAAAGUCUUGAUUUAAAAGCUGGCGCAAAAUUAUAUAUGAAAGAUCUUGGACCACAAAUUGGAUGGAAUACAGUUUUUCUCGUUGAAUAUGCAGGUCCACUUAUUGUUUAUCUUUGGCUUUAUCAAAGACCAUGGUUAUUUUAUGGAACUGUAGAUAAUAAAAUGCACAGUGUAGCGCAUUGGGCAGCCGUUUGUUGGACAAUUCAUUAUGCAAAAAGACUUGUUGAAACUUUAUUUGUCCAUCGUUUUAGUCAUGCGACAAUGCCAAUUCGAAAUUUAUUUAAAAAUUGCUCAUAUUAUUGGUUAUUUGCAAUGUACGUUGCCUAUCAUGUAAAUCAUCCAUUAUUUACACCGCCAAGUCAUAUGCAAUUUUUAAUUGGCGUAACAAUUUUCUUUUUGUGUGAAUGUGGAAAUCUCAGUAUUCAUUUGGCGCUUAGAAAUUUACGACCACCGGGUACAACAUUGAGAAAAAUUCCCAAACCCGAUGCAAAUCCAUUUACUGGACUUUUUAAUUUGGUGUCUUGUCCAAAUUAUACAUACGAAAUUGGAAGCUGGCUUGGCUUCACCAUCAUGACACAAUGUCUUCCAGCCGCACUUUUCGCUUUUGCUGGCGCUUAUCAAAUGACAUUGUGGGCUCUUGGAAAGCAUAGGGCGUACAAAAAGGAAUUUAGUGAUUAUCCAAAAUGUCGUAAAGCAAUCAUUCCUCUUAUUUUGUAAUUAAUUAAAAUUACAAUUUUACAAUGAAAGGUGAAAAUUUCUACAUUUUUUUUUUUUUUUAAGUACAAAGAGAAAAAUGAAUGAAAAAAACUUUUGUUUUAUUCACAAUUUAUAUUACUAUUUAAAUAAAAAUUUACGAAAAAUUA
This is a messenger RNA of Leptopilina boulardi, 1300 nucleotides long. It is a transcript of the gene Sc2, whose product is annotated as very-long-chain enoyl-CoA reductase. The coding region runs from base 255 to 1154 and encodes 299 amino acids. NCBI's taxonomy places the organism in Eukaryota, Metazoa, Arthropoda, Insecta, Hymenoptera, Figitidae. The record is from RefSeq and is a predicted model, not a curated record. Gene Ontology annotation, molecular function: oxidoreductase activity, acting on the CH-CH group of donors; protein binding. Gene Ontology annotation, biological process: very long-chain fatty acid biosynthetic process. The transcript is spliced from 5 exons.